AUGGAGCAGCAGGAGUUGGUCGAUCCGCCGAGCGUAGUCGAAGCAAUGGCGACACUGGAGCUGAACUCCCCUCGAACAACAGAGUCUUCACCCGGAGAUAUCACUUCGAGCAAUUCGAAUGUCUCCACAGAGCUUUCGCCAAUUGAGGCUUUGAGUCUCAUCUGUCCCAUCUCGGUACUCGCCAUCUGCGCCAGCCCCUUCCAACCAGCUUCGCACGAAAUGCUAUGGAGAACGCAAAUGCAGAUAGCAGCCGGGAGCUACGGCAGAGUUCCUGUUGGACACCUUCUUAAGGAAGAGAUGAAUUCGAAUCUCACGCAUUUUAGUGGCAGGAAAAGUCGAUAUCCUGGAGACAUUGAGCUUGUAGCAUUCAAGUCCCUACGUGAUGUCGACGAGGUCAUCACAGAGAUUGGCGACCACAAAGAGACACCUAGCACCAUCCAUUUCAAGGAUAUUAUUCCUGAACUGACAUUGCUAGCUACUCCCAAGAUCUUGUAUCAUGAAAACAUUGUUGAUUUGCUGGGGUAUGUUUGGGAGCCGUAUGGUGGCGUUGGCCAAGUUCGAUAUGCACCUACUCUUAUUCUCGAGUUUACAGAGCUAGGAUCGCUACGUUUGUUUCUAAAAUCUACGCCUGAUCUUGAUGUAAGCCGCAGAAUACGACUGUGUGCAGAUAUUUGCCAAGCCUUGAUCACUCUACAUCAUGAGAUUGAGGUAAUGGGACAACACGUCGGGGUCUUUCACGGUGACUUGAAACCUGACAACAUUCUGAUUUUCGAGGACAAGGCUGAGGGCUGCUAUAUCGCAAAACUAUGCGAUUUGGGCUCUUGUAUGCGCUAUUCUGUCCAUACGCCACUGGAUGCGAACCAAGUAACACCUGGGACUCAAGGCUGGGGGUCUCCAGAGUCGACUGGGUCUGAAGGUCAAUUGAUUCACCUCUUGUCCUCUGAAAUAUCCUCAUUUGGCUUGCUGGUGGCUUACAUCAUCCUGGGAAUGGAUGCCUACCAAAUCCCUGAAGUGAAGGGAUUCCUCAUGAGCGCUUACCUUUCAUCUGGUGCCAUACAUGGACAUGAUGAGGCCGCGGAAAAGAUGAGGCGAGCUCAACAGUGGAUGAUUAAUACUCAUUUUGAUUUGUUUGUUGGUUCUAUCUUUACAGCCGUGAAGGAUAUGAAGCUUCCAGAAAAAGAGGACGCAAUAGUAAGGUCGGUUUUGCAUCAAACACUGGCCUUUGCGCCGGAGCAACGCGCCCAAACAUUUUCGGACAUCUUCGAUUCCCUGGAUGUUAAAUACACCAAAGGCAAACACAGAACUCCAACAGAGCCGAUCUUGAACACAAUGGACGAUCCAACUUCUCGACUUUCCAUUCACUGGGCACUCGCUUUAGUCACAUCUACAGCAACAAUGGAUCACCACUUCCAUGAAUGGCUAGGCCAGCAUCUGGAAGUAGUAUUCAAUCACCUCAUAAGCAAGAACUCGAUCACUCUAACGAGUAUCAUCUCGCAUGUUGCUCUCUUGAGGGGACUUUUGGCUUUCCUUCCGCCAAACGUAGGUUCAAAAAUGGCUGCGGGAGAAACGUGGCUCAAACAAGCUGCUUCAUAUGGGGAUCCCGAUGUUUCCGUGCUUGCAUACCGACUCCUCGAAGCCCAAGGUUGCAACAACUCGACGGACUUUACCGAUUGCUUGGUACGUGCUGCCAAGGCAGGGUCUAUCUUGGCUCGUGAAAGUGGCUUGGUCACACCAUCUCUGAUAACUGAUAUCGAUGAGAAUGUGUUUCUUGUCAGUGUGCAGGAUUCAUUUCAGGAGAAUGCCAUUUGGCCGAUGCACCUCUUGGCAUUCCUCCGCGAUGAAUGUGAGGUUCAGGGCCUUAUUGAGAUCUUUAUAGGGCAACAAUGGGAUUUGCAGACCCAGACCUGGCUUGGCAUCGAUCAAGUCAAUGGUGGCUAUCUGACAUACUCCAUGACCAUGCCUGGCACAGCCCUCCACUGGGCUGUACAGAUGAACAAUCUCGUUGCUGUAAAAGCCUUGGUAGAGGCCGGUGCUACGCCGUAUACCUUUACAGAGCGCCGUCGAAAUGCAUGGGCUGUGGCUGUUGGUGCUAGGCUUCUGCCCAUCAUCAUUUAUUUCGUCGAGUCCUGCGCGUGCACCGAUGUUGCAGCAAGAAGACACUGGACGGUCGAAGCGUUAUUCUAUGGACUACCGGAGGCCUAUCUCGCAUGCGGAGAAAGAUACGUUGAAGCGUGUUGCAAAACAUUUCGAUAUUUGUUCGGUAAGGGUAUCCUACCUCGUCGGGAAGCAUAUGCUUCAACCGUAUCUCUUGGCUCUGGCGAUGACCGUCUACUAAAGAGAUUGUUGGACGAGGACUACGACGAGAAGCGGGAUCUUGCUAUGGUAAAGAGACUUCUUAUUGAUUCUGUCAUCAACGGUGACAUCGCAGCCGUGCAAAUUCUAUUGGGUUAUUUGCCUCAGUUUGAAACGAGCGAUUACGCGAUACACGCACUGACGUCAGCCAUAACAUCACGAGCAGCUGAAGAAGAUGCUGUCUUUAAACUCCUUCUACAGCACGUCUCCAAAAGUUUCGACAUUAAUGUCCGAUUUACACACCUCCAUGUCAUAACUCACCAGUCGCCUGUCAUCAGUGAUAUAGAAGGACAUACAUUGCUGCACUCCGCCUUCGAUCAUGGGAAGGUCAAUAUGGCAAUCGAACUUCUCGACAAGGGAGCUGACCCAACAAUCCUUAGCGUUGAUAAGAAGGCACCGGAAGAUGGAAUGAAUGCAUUUGGCCGCCUAUUUUUCGCAAACACGCAUCACAACCAUCUAGCGCUGAAAAGAUUUCUACAGUCUGAGUACAUCCGAGAGCAUCCAGAUUUUCUGUUCGAAAAUGCCAUCAUUUUGCCGGCCUCAAAUUGUAAUAUCUUCCAUUUCUUGACCAGCGACGAGUCUUCUCGCGUUUAUGACAGUUUUGUUCACCAAAUAACAGCUCUGAACGAGCUACUGGCUCAAAUGCGGAAAACUCCAUCUUCGAAGACUAGAGUCAAGGAUCUGCUAAACGCCCAAAGAGUAGGAGCGGGUGGGGAGUUAGGCCUUACGCCGCUUCACAGUGCAGCAGUUAGUGGCUUCGCUGAUGCUGUUCGUCUUCUUGUCGCUAAGGGAGCUGAUCCGCUUUUCCGUAUAAUGGCAGAUCCAGAUAACGGCAUUCCCGGUCUUAGUCCGCUGGAUUUAGUAGACACGCGGAGCCUAGUGGCGUGGAAAGAAGACUGGUUAGUGCACGAAAGCACACUUCCGAGCUAUGGAGUUCCAUGGUUCGAGAUGGGAGCGCCGGUGGCUCAGAAGUGGGCGACGAAUUAUGAGGAGCGAACUUGGAAGACGAUUCGUGCUUUGAAACAGGUCUUAAUUAAAACGCAAGCAGGAGCAGAGCUGUGGACAAAACGAGUGGAAUUUCGAUCUCGAAAUGGACUCAGGAUUGAGAAACACAUUAUGUAA
This is a messenger RNA of Fusarium mangiferae, 3474 nucleotides long. RefSeq lists its product as uncharacterized. Gene Ontology annotation, molecular function: protein kinase activity; protein binding; ATP binding. Lineage: Eukaryota; Fungi; Ascomycota; Sordariomycetes; Hypocreales; Nectriaceae. The coding region runs from base 1 to 3474 and encodes 1157 amino acids. The record is from RefSeq and is a predicted model, not a curated record. The transcript has 5 exons. Gene Ontology annotation, biological process: protein phosphorylation.